Dovyalis caffra is the source of this 303-nucleotide messenger RNA. The record is from the annotation of a GenBank genome assembly. NCBI's taxonomy places the organism in Eukaryota, Viridiplantae, Streptophyta, Magnoliopsida, Malpighiales, Salicaceae.
AUGGCAAAGCAUUGUACUGUCAACUUGAAAGCAGCACAAGGAGCAAUCCCUUCAUUGGCAGAUGCAAGGGAAGCAUGUGGCAGUGAGGGAAGGGAAAUAAAGGUGGGUGGAUUUGGUAAAGUUGGAGGAGUCUUGACAGUGGAGGAGGGAGCACCACCAUUGGCUUCUUUGAAAGGAAAAACGAACAAAGCACAUCCACAACAUCAUAAAUCCCGUAAUCGAACACCUGCAACACGAAAUCCCAACAACACCACACCAAUUCUUUCAACGCCUUCCACUUCGUCCAUUUCUGCCCAGGUCUAA